Molecule: messenger RNA, 1203 nt
Organism: Closterium sp. Yama58-4
Lineage: Eukaryota; Viridiplantae; Streptophyta; Zygnematophyceae; Desmidiales; Closteriaceae
Source: the annotation of a GenBank genome assembly
AUGCCAAAGGCAGUUGGGAUUGAUUCGAUAACAAGUGCAAGUACGAGCCAAGGAAAAGCUCCCCCGACUUCGACGGUUCAUGAAACGAUAACGGUUCCUACUCUGACAACGACGCCACGCGCACCCAAAUGCGACUACACGGCGGGCAGGUGGAUAUACGCCGCGGAUCUCCCGCGCUACUCCGGCAACCCCGCCAAGACCAAUUUCUGCCCGUUCAUCCGGUCGUCGUACAACUGCGAGCGCAACGGGCGGCCGGACUCGCUGUACCGGCAGCUGAAAUGGAAGGCCAAGGGGUGCGACAUCGAAUACUUCGACGCCGAUGGAUUCGCCAAGAUGAUGAAAAACAAGCGCAUGCUACUGGUGGGCGAUUCCAUUAUGGGAAAUCUGUACGAGUCGCUGCUGUGCUCCAUUUACACGGGCGGAUACGAGGCGGAGAGAGGCCACAAGCCGCUGAACAGCGUUAAGGCUAUUUUCUUCCCGACGUUCAACUUCAGCGUCGCCUAUUUCUUCUCGCCCUACCUCAUGGACGCGUUCCAGCAGCAGGCCAACGGCGCCAAGCGCGGCGGCGCGCACGGUUACGUCGUGAACGUGACGUCAGUGCACCCUGUCGUGGUGCGCCUGCUGCCCAUGUAUGACGUGGCAGUAUUUUCGUCCGGCACCUGGUGGCUGCAGAACGUGCCGGGAAGGAAGCAGCCGAAUACGUUUAUGGUGAACGGGGUGGUGCAGCAGAACAUCACGAAUCUCGAGGCGUUUAGAACGGGGUUAAAGACCCUCGCGAAUCACGUGAAGCAGUCUAAUUUCUCGGGAAUCCCGUUCUUCCUGACCUUCAAUCCCAAGCAUGGCCCAGUUAUGCGCACAGCACGGGGGGACGGGGCGUGCGGGGCAGUGCAACCCAUCGGUCCCAAGGGCGCGUUCAAGUGGUACGAGUCGAUACGAACAGCGGAGGAGUAUUUUAAGAUGCAGCGGCACGUGCUAACGAGCAGCAGCAACAUGCGGGUUGUGAAGGUAACAAGGAUGUCUGAAAUGAGACCCGAGGGGCACCUGGGGAUGUGGUGGCAGAAGAGGGAUAAUCUCACCGAAGCAUUAGCAACACCAGAUUUGGGUGACUGCACACACUGGUGCUUGCCUGGCGUGCCUGACGCGUGGCUCGAUGUCAUGUACGCUUACAUGCGCCUAGAGCCUGUGCUCAACCCUGGCACUUGA